AUAAGUGAACAUGAGUUCGGACUGGGAGGAAAAAAGCACUGUGUCACGAGUUGAAUGUUAAAGUUCAGUUUCUGCUGUUGAAGCAGUUCUGCAUGCAGUGUGUAGUUGGGUGCUUUUAUUUUGAGAGUUAAGGACGGAAGCAGUGGUUGUGCAAAGCGGUGCAGCUGACUAGUAGCGGGAGUAGUCAUUUUGGAGAUGGCGGAACACGACAGCACACAGGAGUCUGUGGAAAUGAUCAUGCAGCCUGAGGGUGAGGAUGGCUCCUCAUCCUCCACCACUGAGGCCUCCUCCGUGUCAGACUCAGAAGUAGGAACAGACCAGCUGGAAUCCAGCUCCGACUCAACCGAGGACUCAUCUGAAGAGGAGGGCGGAGAGGAGGAGGAGGAGGAUGAAGCAGCGGCGGGAUGGACUUCAAAAAAUGGGAAAAUAGUGUGGUCUCCCACAAACGCUGAGACGUACCGCUACGUCCCAGCAGCCACAGGUUUGGUCCCGGGACCUACACGCUAUGCCACCGCCCGCAUCACUGACCCGAUGUCCAGCUUCGCGCUGCUGCUGACGGAUGACAUCCUGCAGCACAUCGUGGACAUGACAAACCUGCAGGGGAGACGCUCCACCGCAGCCUGGCGAGAUGUGGACAAAGAUGAGCUGCAGGCUUACGUGGGGCUGCUCAUUCUGGCCGGUGUGUACAGGUCCAAAGACGAAUCAACCCUCAGCCUCUGGGGCGAGAAGUCAGGACGCGGCAUUUUCCGCGCCACGAUGUCCCACAAGAGGUUUCACCUCAUCAGCCGGACACUGGUAUUCGACGACAAGCAAUCCGGACCCCGACGCCGCGAUGACAGGAUGGCUCCCUUCCGCAAAGUCUGGGACAUGUGGACGCGCUGCCUGCCCAUGCUGUUCAACCCGGACAGGGACAUCUGCGUGGACGAGCAGCUCGUCCCAUUCAGAGGCAGGUGCAGCUUCAGGCAGCACAUGCCCAAAAAGCCGGCUAAAUAUGGCAUAAAGAUCUGGGCAAACUGUGAUGUCAAGACGUCCUACGCCUGGAGACUGCAGGUAUACACAGGCAAAGCGGCUGGCACUCCUGGUGAGGUCAACCAGGGGAUGAGGGUGGUCCUGGACAUGACAGAGGGGCUCAAGGGACACACCGUCACCUGUGAUAAUUUCUUCACCUCCUGCGCACUGGCAGAUGAGCUGCUCAAGAGGAAACUGGCCCUGGUUGGCACGAUUCGCCACAACAAGCCCGAGCUUCCCCCUCAUCUGCUCCAGGUGAAAACAAGAGCGGUGUUCUCCUCCACCUUUGCUUUUACGCACACACACACACUGGUCUCCUACAUCCCCCGACGGGGCAAGAAUGUGCUGCUGCUCAGCACGAAACACCGCAAGGCAGACAUAAGCAACGAAACGAAGAGAAAGCCCAUCAUAAUCCAAGAUUACAACGGAUGCAAAGGAGGUGUCGACAACCUGGAUAAGGUUGUUGGCACCUACUCCUGCAGGAGGAGAACAAACCGGUGGCCACUAGCCCUCUUCCACAACGUGAUCGACAUUUCACUUUACAAUGCCUUCGUCCUGUGGACAUCGAUCGAGCCAUCCUGGCAGUGUAAGAAAUCACACAGGAGGAGGCUCUUCAAUGAAGAGGUGGGAGAAAUGCUGGUGACCCCACAAAUCAAGAAGAGAGGGCACCUUCCCCGCUCAUUAAGUGCCGCAGGAAUAGUCGCAAAUCUGCAGGGUCUGACCACAGGCCCCGCUGUCAUCAUUAAAUGUAAAGGCAGGAAGCAGUGCGACUUUUGCACCGUCAAAAAGAGAAAAGUUGGCACCAAGUGUUGCCAAUGUGGGAUGUUUAUAUGCAAGGACCACAGUCAGUCCAUCUGCGGCCCCUGCUCCGGCUGAGCUGGACUCUCACACCCAGACACAUACCGACACUCUUUCUCUUUCUCUUUCUCUUUCAUGCUCAUUUUUACAGCAGCUUUUGGGAAGCUGACAUUUUCUAUUGUUAGGACCUCGAGUGUGUGUUUUUUUUGUUGUUGUUGUUUUUUUAAGUCUGACACUGCAAAUAAAAUAAUUGUGCAUCAAAAUCAGUGUUGCUGCCUAUCAUUGACCUAUCUCAGGCCCUAAUAAUGAUAAUCAAAUGCCUCCUGAAAUAUAUUUUAUAGAAAAAAAAAUUCCAUUUAAAAAAAAGUGGAGCUUUGUAAA
Molecule: messenger RNA, 2187 nt
Organism: Epinephelus fuscoguttatus (brown-marbled grouper)
Lineage: Eukaryota; Metazoa; Chordata; Actinopteri; Perciformes; Serranidae
Product: piggyBac transposable element-derived protein 4-like
Exons: 3
Coding region: 196-1884 (562 amino acids)
Source: RefSeq, a predicted model, not a curated record